AUCAACAGCCAAACGGCGCUGUUAAACAGUUUCUCUUUCUAAAUACGAUUUCAAUUUUCAAUUUCUUAUAUUGUUUUUUAAAAAAUGGAAACGACGUCGUCGAGAAGUAAAUCGAACGUUUCGGGAUUUAGCCAUCACUUUCAACGCUCAAUAUCGCCGUCCGAUCGGUUCUGCUCAUCUACGAUAUCGUCUCCGUCGUCGAGUUUCGCAACCCGAUCCGGAAGUUUCCUGGCCCGACCCACGUCCCCGACCCGGGUGAAUCUCCGCCGAUCCGUCUCGCCGUCGUCCUCCGUACGCUUCUCCACCUCACCUAGCCGUUCGAUUGCGGUGUCGCCUCAGCCGCAGAAGCAGAACAGCCAUAGCCACCGCCACCGCCAUUUCCCGUCGAAUCAGAAGAAGACGUGUAUGUGCUCUCCGACAACUCAUCCAGGAUCGUUCCGGUGUAGCCUUCACAAGGGAAUGCAUUACCAAAGCCACCAACAGACGCAGUACCACUCGAGCCACCACCUGAAUAUGCGGAGAUCGGCGAUGAAGAACUCUCUGGUGAGAAUCGGCACCGUAGAGGGCGACUUGGUAAAGAGAGCGCUCGCCGCUUUGAUUCGCCCUUCAUCGCACAGCCUCCGACGCCGUGGCGACUUUCAGCCGAGACCUAGCCGACUGUCGAUCAUGUCCAAAGCCGAUGACAAGUAAAUCUAACACAAUUCAGCCAAGCUUAUACGCCGUCGGCGAGGCCACCGCAGUGAGUCACCGCGACUCGAGCGUUUGAGCCGGUUUUUUUUUUUUUUGUAUUCACAGGAGAGAGAGUAUACCCGGUUGCAUAAAAGUAUUGGACUGUUCACUGAAUUGAAAUUUAGAUUAGGAAAAUACUUAUUUUUGUGUGUAAUAUAUGGAAGUUUUUUAAUGACUUGUUAAUAUGAAUAUAGUAAAAGGUAUAUUCUAAUUACAGAGUAUUAAUAUGUCAAAAACUAUAUGAAUUAUUUUUAGGCAAUUUUCAUGA
Ipomoea triloba (trilobed morning glory) is the source of this 997-nucleotide messenger RNA. RefSeq lists its product as uncharacterized. The coding region runs from base 85 to 690 and encodes 201 amino acids. The transcript has a single exon. NCBI's taxonomy places the organism in Eukaryota, Viridiplantae, Streptophyta, Magnoliopsida, Solanales, Convolvulaceae. The record is from RefSeq and is a predicted model, not a curated record.